AUUUAGUUUAUUGUGAAUAUAUCAAUACUUCUUACACUCUAAAACGAGGCAUACAGACCGGGUGCGAACAUUUGAAUACAGAAGGUGUACCGUUUGACGCUCGCUCAAUACCAAUGGAUACAAUGAUAGAAGAAUCAGGCCGCACUGACAAUAUGUUGUCAGGGACUGACGAUGAUAGUGCACAUAGGCAUAAUUUCACUGAGGCCAUUGAGGCACAAGACAUAAUUGAAAGUCUGGCGGCCAUACAGCAUUUAUUGAGUGUGGUUGAUUCAGACGUAGACGGAGAAGAAUCCCCACUUUUGAAAAAGGGUAUCCAGACAGAAGGAAGGGAUGAAAAGUUAAACUCGCAAGUGCUCUUAAAUGAAGCUAAAAUGAAGACACGAAGGUUCAUGACAAUUAUCGAUGGUUACUUAGAGAGCAGUCAUAUGCUCGACGGUCGGUUGGAAAGUAUCGCCACCUCACUCCUGCAGAUAGUGCUACGAUGUGGCAGUUGGCUUCACACUGCAAAAUGUAGUGAGCCUUUACACAAUAAGGACAUCGCUCACAUAAAUGAUAAUAGUGACAAUAAGGAGCAAAGAUCGUUCAGCUUGAAUGCAGGAAAUAUCCCAGGGAAACUCACAGGACAAAAUACUGGAAUCGUAACCAGAGUAUUUCUCAAUUAUAUAUUUCAGUGCCUCAAUGUGCUGAUUAAGGUUCGGGGCUAUAAGGUGGUAGUCAAUUUCUUCACACACGAUGUCGCAGACUUGCAAAUUGCCAUACGACUCCUGCGCGUUUAUGGCACGGAGGAGCAAACUCUAUUGUCUAUCGCUAUGUCGCUGGGUCAGGAAUGCUUGCUCACUACUCACAAGGGAAGCGAAGCCGCUGGCAUAAUGAUCUCUGCGUUUCUCACGAGAGCUGGAGCGCUCCCUAAAGAAAAAUCUGAUAUGAUGGUAUGGGUGGAGUCGUCUAUUCGAGGUAUCGUGAACGGUCCGACCCAAGCUAACAGUGCUCAUCAAGCCAUCUCCAUACUCCGUAUGCUGGCAGUGAUUUUGCGACUGGGUACUCGGGAGGAGGCUGUGCAGCAUUUCACGCCGACUGUAUUCGCUGUUACCGACCUCUGCAGGAGUUGCCCCGAGUUAAUGAGACAGCAUCUGGUGCACAAACUGCUAAUCAAAAUGGAAUGCCGGGCACAUCUGGCGCAUCUGAAGCCACGAGUGCGUAGUGGGAAGUUUGAAAACGGCAAUAGGCUACCAAUUUCUGAGGGCGCAUCAGAACAAGUAUCCGAACAAGGGGAGGACCAAGUUCCUGAACGAGUCGAAGACUUCAUCUCCACAACAUUUGAGGAACUCAAUCACCCCAGUACAGGCGUGCGAUAUGCGGCCGCGAAAGCUAUCGCUCGUCUGGCUGAGCGCCUUCCCACCUUAGAAAUGGUCCACGAUGUCUGUGGGGGGGUUUUAGACACGUUUUCUGAAUCGCUGUCAGACACGCUUUGGCAAGGAGGUUGCUUAACACUAGCGGAGCUUGCCAUGAGAGGAGUUAUGGAUGAAAACCAUAUGAGUCAGCUUAUCGAUGUUCUCUGUAGAUGUUUGGCGUACGAUCGCGUCAUUGGGACAAAGCCUGUUGGUGCAGCCGUUAGAGAUGCUGCAUGUUAUCUUGCUUGGGCAUUAGCGCGAGCAUAUAGCGCAGACUGUCUGCGGCCGUACUUACACGAGCUGUCUAAUUCCUUAAUAUUGGUUAUGUGUUUUGACCGGGAAGUAAAUUGUCGCAAAGCUGCUUCGGCUGCCUUCCAGGAGCAUGUGGGUCGUCAAGGCACAUUCAAAAAUGGUAUAUCCAUUGUGACGAAUGCUGAUUAUUUUGCGGUCGGGAAUCGUCAUAACAGUUUCUGUGUGGUGGCGCCGUACAUCGCUCAAUUUGAGGAGUAUCGAUUGCGGCUGCUUGGUCACCUGUUUAAUGAGAAACUCGUGCAUUGGGACCAGAAAAUAAGAGAAGUGUCGGCUGCCGCGGUUCGGAAUUUGGCAGCAUAUGAUCUUGAAUACCUACUGAUUGAUGCACUACCAGCUCUUAUUGACAGAUGCGGACUCAGCAACGACAUGGGGAAAAGGCAUGGGUGUCUCCUGGGCCUCGCAUCGACCAUGCCAGCGCUACGUGCGAUCGUAGAUGCUGAAUGCACCAAAGAAUGUGGUGAAACCGCCGCGCCGAAUCGCGUCGAUGGACUUCUGAGCCGUAUAGGAAAUUUGGUCAAAGUCUUGUCGAUGCCACAAGUAUCGUCUGGUAGGGUGUCCAACGUUAAUCUCAGGGUCGCCACUUGCACUCUGCUGGUAUGUAUAUGCUCGAACGGCAUUCCUAUCCCUGACCGCACAGUCGUGACAACGACUGACGUGCAAGUGAGCAUGGCUGAGGCGAUAGUGCGAAUCUGCUCGUCUAAUGCGGCGCAUCCCACCGAAAAGGUACAGAUGUCCGCUGCCGAGACAUUCGGCGCGUGGUGUGGCUCUCUCUGCAAUCAAUUCGAUCAGUACAGCACGAAGACGGAUACGGUCGGCUCUACGCAGUCACACCAAGCGCGCGACGCGUAUCUCAGCCAAGCAAACGAAAAUCGUAGACAUCGCUGUUUGGCUCGAUUAACUAUCGGCAGUUACUUAGAACAUCUGGCUACUUUCUCCAUCGGGGACAAGGCAGUAGAUAUGUCGGACAGUAGCACACAUAGAUGGGGAUAUCUAAGGUUGCUGGGGUCUGUUCCGCGCGGACUACUGCUCAAAGAUCAACAAUGCGUGGAUGCUGAAUGUGACGGAGUAAAGUGUGAACCGAGGUCUUUAUCGACUGAGGCGAUAAACUGCCUCCACAGACAUAGCUCAAAGCUGUACGAUGUAACAACCCGUGUAGUCGCUCUCAACAGUACUGAAUCGAUAUGCCGACAAAUCGGGUUCGAUUUCGAAACGGAUCGCACUGAGCACUCAGCCGGAGUUGCAUCUACGGAUACAGACCACAAAGGAUUUGAUACACGGAUAGCUAUUAUGUUAUGUGAUAUCUUGAGUCUGGCACUAUCAGACACCACCAUAGACCACCGUGGUGACGUCGGAAGCGAUGUGAGGUCCGCGGGAAUUUCGCUUGCGUGUACUGUUAUCCCACUGAUGGCGUCUGCGGAUUUGGCAGUCUGCAAAACUCAAACAUCCGCCGGCUCUGAGGAGGCAGAGAUUGCGUCGCCAAAGACACAGGUUCUUAGUGCGGAACAUUGUGGCAAUAUUAUUGGGCUGUUGCUAGAACAGGCGAUGAGUCGCAUUGAUCGGCUGCGAGAGAAGGCCGGACAAGUUCUUUCACAGAUUGUUUGGUGUGAUGAGCCUACGUUGGAUUGCAUUCCGCACCUCAGCUCAUUACGCGAGAUCCUGGGCUCAGACGGCGUCAAGAAAGAAUUCAAUUGGGGAUCCUUACAGGAAACUCUGCCAGCCCUGUUACACACGCUGACCAUCCCGGACUAUCGACCCUACGCAAUUCGAGCGCUGGUGCUAUGUAUAGGGGCCGGGAACGAAUCGACUGUAUGUGUCGCUCAGGACGCUCUGGACUCCUAUUGUCUGACCUCUACUGCCAACGAACUCUGCGACAUAGUAGAAGCGGUGUGUUCUAGUUUCAGCCCAGGUGGCACAGAUUCCAGUAGAUUGACUAGGCCGGGCCUAGAAACGCUUUCAUGUCUACUGAGCACGGCUGUACCGAUCCUAACUGCGGCGGCAAUAGGAAGGGAACAGCAAACAUUUGACACAGUCCUCAAUUCCUUAAAGCAUCACAUGAAAACAACCAACGUGAAGAAGCUUACGGCUGUAUCGAACGCCCUGUGUCAAUUAAUACCAGUCAAAUCAAUUCAGAAACAGGUUCUGAAGCUCCUGUCGGUUCUGCUGGGGCAUCGGUUUGAUCAUGUCAGAGUCAUGGCGGUGGAUCAACUAAAUUUAGCACUGCUAACAUACGAGGACGACUUGGACAUGCCCGUCGAUGAGGCGUUGUGCUUGCUAGACGAGCUGCGGUACGUCCCCACUGCUUGCUGA
This is a messenger RNA of Sphaeroforma arctica JP610, 4010 nucleotides long. RefSeq lists its product as hypothetical. NCBI's taxonomy places the organism in Eukaryota, Ichthyosporea, Ichthyophonida. Gene Ontology annotation, biological process: tubulin complex assembly; microtubule cytoskeleton organization; post-chaperonin tubulin folding pathway. The record is from RefSeq and is a predicted model, not a curated record. Bases 114 to 4010 code for a protein of 1298 amino acids. The transcript has 12 exons. Gene Ontology annotation, molecular function: beta-tubulin binding; GTPase activator activity.